Molecule: messenger RNA, 957 nt
Organism: Caenorhabditis angaria
Lineage: Eukaryota; Metazoa; Nematoda; Chromadorea; Rhabditida; Rhabditidae
Source: the annotation of a GenBank genome assembly
AUGGAGAAAGUUAUUGUGGGCGUGGCUUCGGCUGCCUCAACAUUGGCAUGUUUGGCGUGUCUUAUUGUUAUUCCUCAGCUAUACAAUACUAUUCAUGAGGUAUGUUUUUAUAUUGAAAUUUUAAAAAAAAACCACUUCACUUCAACAAAACCAUGUUUUUUCUAGGUUCACGACGAAGUUCUUGAUGGUGUCAGCGUUUUUCGCGUUGAGACCGAUGCUGCUUGGACUGAUAUGAUGGAUAUUCAAAUAACUGUCACACCACCAUCAAAACCACGUGUCAACCCAUUCAAUUCAAUUUUCCGUCAAAAGAGGCAAUCGUUCUCUGGACUUCCAGCUUGGUGUCAAUGUGAACCGGCUAAACCAGUUUGUCCACCUGGCCCACCUGGUCCACCAGGAGAGCCAGGACAACCGGGAACUCCAGGUCCACCAGGUCCAGCUGGAGAAGAUAAUACUGCAACAUAUGCUCCGUUGACUUGCCCACCACUUGAUACAGCUUGUGUUAAAUGUCCUCCAGGAGCUGCGGGACCAGCGGGACCAGAUGGGCCAGCUGGGCCUCCAGGAGGAGAUGGACAACCAGGAAGUGCUGGACCUCCAGGAGCUGACGGACAACCUGGACCAGCUGGGCCACCAGGAGAUGCUGGAGCUCCGGGAGAUAAUGGGCCAGACGGACCACCAGGACCGCCAGGAAAGGAUGGACAGAAAGGAAAGGGAGAACCUGGAACUGCUGGACCACCUGGACCAGCGGGACCACCAGGGCCAUCUGGAAAUAACGGAGGACCGGGACAAGAUGGAGCUCCAGGACCACAAGGACCACCAGGACAAGAUGGAGCACCGGGUAAUGCUGGAGGAGAUGGACAACCAGGAUCACCAGGAGGACCUGGAUUGCCUGGAAACGAUGCUGCUUAUUGCCCGUGUCCACCAAGAUCUGCUGUUUUUGUCAAUCGAUUCGCUCAUUGA